AUGCCUUUCACAACCUUCAGCACCGCCGAGAAGUACAGAUACCAAAAUGGCUUUGAUAGCCACCUAGAGUCAUCCGCCAUUGACGGUGCCCUCCCCGUGGGCCAGAACUCGCCGCAGAAGCCCGCGCUUGGGCUCUACGCUGAGAAGCUCUCCGGAACCGCCUUCACCGCGCCGCGCCACGAGAACAAGCAGACCUGGCUCUACCGCAUCCUCCCGUCCUGCGCGCACCCACCCUACGCACCUACGCCUGAGGCGACGACGGAGCAAUGGGCCAAGGGGGAGGAGCUCAAGUACAUACCCAACCAACUCCGCUGGGACCCCUUUGACCACGACCAGUCGAGGGAUCUGGACUUUGUCUCCGGGCUGAAGCUCGUCGCCGGCGCGGGGGAUCCCGUCCAGAAGCAAGGUCUGGGCAUGUUCAUCUACGCCGCAGGCAAGAGCAUGGACGAGACGUCAGCCUUCUACUCGGCGGACGGUGACCUGCUCAUCGUCGCGCAGGAAGGCGACCUUGACAUCCGCACCGAGUUUGGCUGGCUGCUCGUCCGCCCCAUGGAAAUCGCCGUCAUCCCGCGUGGCGUCAAGUACCAGGUCUUCCUCCCCUCGGGCCCCGCGCGCGGCUACGCCCUCGAGCUGUACCAGGGGCACUUCAAGCUGCCCGAGCUGGGCCCCAUUGGCUCCAACGGCCUCGCCAACCCGCGCGACUUCCAGGCCCCCGUCGCCUGCUUCACAGAGGACGCGGGCAAGACCGCGUCCGAGGGCGGCCGCCAGCACACCGUCACCGUCAAGUUCAACAACGCCCUCUUUGCAACGACUCAGCCGCAUACCCCCUUUGACGUCGUCGCAUGGCACGGCAACUACUACCCCUACAAGUACGACCUGGGCCGGUUCAAUACCAUUGGCACCAUCUCCUUUGACCACCCGGACCCGUCCAUCUUCACUGUGCUCUCCGCGCCCUCCGCCCUCCCCGGCACGGCCGUGGCCGACUUUGUCAUCUUCCCUCCGCGCUGGCUCGUGGGCGAGGACACCUUCCGCCCGCCGUACUACCACCGCAACACAAUGUCCGAGUUUAUGGGCCUCAUCACCGGCGGGUACGACGCUAAGCGCGGCGGUUCGGGUGGUUUCGUGCCCGGCGGCGCCUCGCUGCACAACGUCAUGAGCGGCCACGGGCCCGACGCCGCGAGUCACGAGGGCGCGCGGGCGGCGGAACUCAAGCCGCAAAAGGUGGGCGAGGGAAGCUGCGCAUUCAUGUUUGAGAGUUGCUUGAUGAUGGGCGUCAGCGAGUGGGGGCUGAGGACGUGCAAGAAGGUGCAGGAGGGAUACAGCGAGGAGAGCUGGUCAGGCGUCGUGACCCAUUGGCAGGGCGCCAAGGGGCUGGAGAUCAAGUCUCAUUUGGUAUAG
Emericellopsis cladophorae is the source of this 1398-nucleotide messenger RNA. RefSeq names its product Homogentisate 1. NCBI's taxonomy places the organism in Eukaryota, Fungi, Ascomycota, Sordariomycetes, Hypocreales, Bionectriaceae. The record is from RefSeq and is a predicted model, not a curated record. The transcript has 2 exons. Gene Ontology annotation, cellular component: cytoplasm. Gene Ontology annotation, biological process: L-phenylalanine catabolic process. Gene Ontology annotation, molecular function: homogentisate 1,2-dioxygenase activity. The coding region runs from base 1 to 1398 and encodes 465 amino acids.